GAUAAAAUUUUUGUUUGUGUGUGUCAAUUAGGGUUAGAAUUAAUUUUGCAAAGUUAUGGUUUGUUCUAAAUUAUGAUAAUGGAAAGGAAAAUAAAACUAAAAACACUGAACAGUCAUAUAACUUGUAAAAUAUGUAGGGGAUAUUUAAUUGAUGCGACAACUGUUACAGAAUGUUUGCAUACAUUUUGCAAGAGUUGUUUGGUGAAACAUUUGGAAGAAAACAACACCUGCCCAACAUGCAGCAUUGUCAUUCAUCAAUCUCAUCCAUUGCAAUACAUAAGUUUCGAUAGGACUAUGCAAGACAUCGUGUAUAAGCUUGUACCCGAUCUACAAAAAAAUGAAAUUAAUCGUGAAAGAGAAUUCUACCGUCAAAGAGGUUUACCUAAUCCUAAAGAUAUCCCACUUACAAAUGGAGAUCUACACGGCGAUGACAACCACGUAGACAACACUCAUGCGGAAAGUGACUAUCAUAGACAAGAUGAACAAGUAAAUGUGUGUUUGGAGUGUAUAAGUUCGAAUUUGAAAACGUUAAAGCGUCGAUUCAUUCGGUGUUCUGCUCAAGCGACCAUUCUUCAUUUAAAGAAAUUUGUGGCCAAGAAGGUUCUAAACGGCAUGGAGAAGUAUAGAGAUAUCGAUAUACUUUGCAAUGACGAAUUACUAGGGAAAGACCACACUUUAAAAUUUGUGUAUGUGACAAGAUGGAGAUUUCAGAACCCACCACUGACUUUACAGUAUCGACCUCGAAUCGAUAUAUAAUUUAUUUUUUAGUUAUUUAAAAAUAUAUAAUUAACUCUAAAAUUUGUACCAUUCAGAGUUAAUUAUC
Molecule: messenger RNA, 823 nt
Organism: Anoplophora glabripennis (Asian longhorned beetle)
Lineage: Eukaryota; Metazoa; Arthropoda; Insecta; Coleoptera; Cerambycidae
Gene: l(3)73Ah
Product: polycomb group RING finger protein 3
Exons: 4
Coding region: 73-756 (227 amino acids)
Biological process (GO): regulation of transcription by RNA polymerase II
Cellular component (GO): PRC1 complex
Source: RefSeq, a predicted model, not a curated record